AUGGUUCUGAAGGAUGCUCGUUUCUGUUCAUUGUUCCACAACUUCCUUGAAUUAAACUAUUGCACAGAGAAUUUGGACUUUUGGAUUGACCAUGAUAAUUUACAUCGGAAAUGCAGACGACACCCAGGCCAGUCAAUAGAAAAUCAGAAGCAGCUACUUGAAGAAGCUUACGCCUUGUGGGAAACGUAUCUCAUGCCAGGCACUGCAUACUGCAAACUUAAUAUCGAUCAUGCCCUACGACAAGACAUGGCGGAAGAGAUCUCUAAUAUGACAACCCUCGUCUACACAUUUGCUCCUGGACAAUCACGACCCAUGGUUAUUAUAUCAACCCACUCCACUACUCAAAGUCUGUCUACUAUUUUAAAUUGGUUUGAUAAAGUCAAUGAUCAGAUUUGCAGACUGAUGGCUUCUGAUUCAAUUCCUAAAUUCGUUCGCACACCCGAAUACAAAAAGGCAAUUUGUAGACUGAAGCUUUCAGAAGACACUGCUGCUGCUGUUCAUUGCAACAAGUCUUCUAUAGUAACUACUCAUGAUUUGGACGAUUUUCCUCCUCCUCCCCAAAGAAAAAUAAAGGAGCCUUUAUAUUUUUAA
Molecule: messenger RNA, 591 nt
Organism: Mucor velutinosus
Lineage: Eukaryota; Fungi; Mucoromycota; Mucoromycetes; Mucorales; Mucoraceae
Product: Acyl-coenzyme A oxidase
Exons: 1
Coding region: 1-591 (196 amino acids)
Source: RefSeq, a predicted model, not a curated record